AUGACCUUAUUUAGAAUGUAGGCCUAUUGCGACUGACGAGAUUCAUCCGGUUCAAAGAAAGAGCAAGAGUUCGCCUCAAAAAAGGCCAAUUUUUUUGCUGUGUUUAGAAAGUCACUUGAGACAAACAGAUUCGUAGAUGAGGAAUAGUUCAGACAACUCCCUGGGCUGAAUCGAAGGACGAAAAGAAGCGAAUUGAUGACACUUCCAGGAUAGAACGUAGAGGCAGACACGUGUGUGGUCAUACCCCACGCCAGAACCCACACCACACCCCUAAGCACACCUGUCCACCAUGUCAGGCCAGCUGUGUUUCCUGACCCGUAACGGGCCUUUCAGCGAGAGCCUAGACGACGAGGUCACCUUCUCGACCCAAACUGACCGCGAGGACAGCGAGGUUGACAAUCAACCAGACGCGGACAAUCUUCCCUUUGACUCGGAUCCGCUGAUCCAGAGUUUCCCCGCCUCCCCGCCAGUAAGUAACUUUCAGCGACUCACCAACGGCGCUCCGAAGAACUUCAGUUUUCAGAGCAGUCCUGGAGAAAGUAGCACUUCGUCCGAGGGAAGUUUUAGCAGUCAGGAAUCUCUGAUUGAAAUUGUCCCGUUGGGUCAGCCGUGGCGUGCCCUGGGCCGCUGUUUCAACAGUACUAUCGUCAGCAUUGUGGUGCUGUUCCUCGUCACUGCAGUGUCGCUAUCUCUAGCCGGGAUCAGUGUGUUUGUCGUAGGGCCCACGCCGUACUUCGACAAGUCCCUGAAUGCCUUCCAGAUCCCCAACCACAUCUCCACCAAGCGGCAGCUGGCCUUCGACGCAGCCAGAACCGACGAUUUUCACAACUUACGCAAACGGAGCCUCGACUUUCAAAACCUUGGCCUGGACAUCAGCUUUCUCAAGCCACACAAAACCGAUUCUGAAAUUGACAUACUUUCCAGCAGUAUUCAAAACUCGUUGCUGGACAACGCAAUACCAGAUGAUGUAUUUAGACCUGGAAAACUGAACUUCAACCUUAUCACAAAGAGGCAGCAUCAGGAAACCGGCGAGUUCGGAAUGACUCACAACCGAAACCGGAGAUCAAGCAGCCGAGUUCGAAGGAAGAAGUACAAGAUGGUGAUCGUCUACAAGGCGCUGGGGGAAGACAAGAAUAUCUUCACGGAGGAACGACUGCGGACCAUACACAAGGUUGAGAUGGACAUCAUGAGACAUCCAAACUUUACGGAUUUCUGCUCCCGCGACAGCCGCUCCCUCAGUGACCCAGCCUUGAGGCCUUUCAAAUACUGCUCACCAAUGAUCUCACUCAUGGGCUAUUUCUACCCAUCUGUUGACAAUGAGAAGAUCGUUUACGACGGCAUGGGAAAUAAUCUGGCCGACAUCAAUGGCACCCUGGCCCUAGCCCGAGCCGCGCUAAAGAGCAAAUUCUAUUGGUUCGUGGAUACUCAGAUGAGCUCCAACAGUGUCACCAGUAAAUUAUUGCGAAGCGAGGUGUAUUUCGGACCGCCGUUCGGUGAGGAUUCGAACCCUCCGAGUGACCGGGAAUCAUCUCAGUUGUACGUGGAUUUCCUGGUCACAUACAUUGACCUCCUAGAGAAGGCAUCGACUGAUAAAGUGCGUGUUUUGUACGGCGGCACUCAGCUUUUCGACUAUGAAGUUAAAGAAGCCAUCGCACAUGAUUUGCGCCUCUGCAUACCAACUGGCAUCACCAUCUUCGUCCUCCUCUUCGUCCUGACCUCCUUCUCCCUCUGGUUGACCUUCUGGGGAUUCCUCAGCAUCAUCCUCAGCUUUGCCUGGGCUUACUUCAUCUACCACGUCGCCUUCGGCAAGGCGGCCCUGGGCCUGCUUAACCUGGUCUCUGGCUUUGUCAUCAUCGGCAUCGGAGUGGAUGACGUCUUCGUCUUCGUCAACACCUUCUUGCAAGCUGAGCAUUACAAGGAUCCAGUACAGCGCAUGGCACACACCGUCAAGACGGCGGGCAUUGCAACAUUCUUCACGUCAUUCACAACCGCCGGAGCCUUCGCAGCUAACAUCGCUUCCCAGAUUCCAGCUAUCAAUGACUUUGGCCUGUUCAUGUGUCUCAUCGUCACGUCUUGCUGGAUCAUGGUGGCGCUUGUCAUGCCAUGCGCCCUCACGCUGUGGCAGCGCUGUUUCCACUGCGAGGUUUUCAUAUUCAGGCGUUGCACAAGGCGCUCUGAUGAUCCAGCAGCUGCCAUGGAGACGCUCUCCCGUGUCCUAGACCGCCACGAGAGACAGGCCACGCCUCCGAGCGAGACGUCGUCAAGCGAGACGGGCUCGGGACCGGAACGGUCACAUGAGGAUAACGACAUCCCAAUGCUGGACCUAGAAGAAGAUACCAACAUUCAACAUCUCCUGAUUGAUGACAACGAUGAGCCUCUGAUCUUGACAAACGACGACGACUACUCCCACGCCCCCACUAUCCCAGCCAGAGGCCCCGCCCCCAAACAGGCCCGCAGCAUCACCAAAAUUCUCCAGGGAUUCCUGAAUCGAUUCGUAGCCACGCCCUUCAUCCGCGGCCGCUGGCUUGUCAUCCUUGUGUAUGUAAUGAUCUUUACUGCCUCACUGGUACUCGUCAUCCACAUCAAGCCGGCGACCCGCCCCCCGGCCCUCUACAACAAGCAGACCAACUUACAACAGCUCCUAGACCUGGCUUACAACUUCUCGGGCAAGGAUAUCAGUUGUAAGGGUUGCUCGGGGCUCGUCACGGACGGUCCCCAUGUUCAACCGCAACCGGUCCCAGGCGGGCCUGUUACCUUACCGAUGGUACCCAUACCCACCAAGCACCCUACCCCAGGGGGAGGGCAACACCCUGUGACGCACCCCCACGGGAAACCGAUGACCCCUGGAAUUGCUAAGCCAACGCAGCCCUCCAUCCACACCCAACCGCCUGACAUCCACACCCAACCGCCACACGUCCACACCCAACCACCAGACGUCCACCACAAAUCCACAACUCGCCAACAUGUGGCACCAGUUCGACCCACAACAACCACUAGACCUGUUCAAAGACAAACCUGCGCCGAUCGCAAUCAGCCGUGCCCAUUCUACAGCACCUGUGACGACAGUGACCCAUCCCAGGGCCCUGUCUGUCACUGUAAAUUCUCCUGCCCCAACAUGUGGGACAUAGUGUGCGGUUCCGACGGCCAGAACUACAAAAACCAGUGCGCCAUGCGGAAGGCAUCCUGCGAAAAGAAACAACUGAUUGAAAUGGCAUACUCCAGUCCCGGCCCCUGCUUCAAUCCACAUACUCCAGCCAGUGGAGGGGGCGGAGAUUCGGGUGGAGGAGGAGGAGGAGGAGGUGCAGGAGGUGGAGGGAGUCAAGGGUCAAAUACUGUCAAACCCGGAGGGGGAGAUGGUGCCGGAUCCCCUCAUGCAGGGUACAACCCUUGCCCAGGGGGCUCGUGUGGUAAGCCGGGGGAACGACCAGUGCUUGACAACACUGCCCUCGUGUACCUGGUGUUUGGAAUCGACCACUAUGCCCCAAGUAAUACAACGCAGGAGCAUGUGGUGGAGGACAGCAAGGGUACAGCAAUCUAUGAUCCAGACUUUGACCUUGGGAGAGAUGAGACAAAAAUAGCUCUGUGUAAAAUCUGCAAGAAGAUUGCGGCGAAGAAGGACCUAGUCAUUCCAGGCGGCGCUCAGUGCUUCCCAAAAGAAUAUUCUAGCCUCAUCAACGCUAUGAAAGCCACAUAUGAGGAUUGCAAGGACAUCCCAGAUUCCUAUUCCAAUAAGUUGAUCGGACUUCACAACAACAAGGUUUACUGGUUCGCUAUGGCCUUCAAAUCGAAUAUCUUCCAAGGCAAGUCCUCCUUCGCGGCUUACAAGGAUUACAAUGCUUGGGAGACGGCCAUCCAGGAGGCAAAAGACUCCCUGACUGACGAGGAGAAGGUGGGUCUGGAGACAAUGUUCCAGACGAGCGAUUACUGGAAGCAAGUCUUCAUGGAGAUUGUGGGCGUAACGAGUGCCAUAUACGGCGUUGCCUUCUCGCUUCUAGUGUGUGUAGUAGCUGUAGUGAUCUUCACAGCCCAUAUAGGCAUUCUUCUCAUAGCGUUCCUCACAAUAGGAGGUGUGAUCAUGGUAGUAGUCAGUAUGUUCUACCUCCUGGGCUGGGAGAUGGGUGCGGUAGAGGCGGUCUCCCUGUCCAUCAUUGUGGGAUCUUCCAUCGAUUACUGCAUACAUCUCAUUGAGGGGUACCUCGUAGCGGGAGACAGGGUUCCAGACAUCACUCAUAAGUCGGCGGCAGAGAUUCGUCGCUGGCGCACCCGGUACUCAGUCAGCACCAUUGGCGUGUCGAUACUGAGCAGCGCCCUCACGACCAUCAUCGCGUCGGUGCCGCUCUGCUACACUACCAUCCAACUCUUCGCGAAAUUCGGCAAGAUCGUAGCGAUGAACACCUUCGUCUCCAUCUUGUACACGCUGACGGCCUGCACGGCGUUUCUGAGCCUCGCGGGUCCUGCUCGUUACCGCUGGAACGUCAAAUGGUUCGUCUUCAGCGCGUUGGUGCUGUGCUGCCUGAUAGGUUUGGUCGUUUUGAUUCUUUACGUUCUCCAUACGUCCGGCAUGUCCAUCCCAGGUCCAUCUGGUAACCCUUUAUUUUAAGUAAAUCCCUUACUUCCUGUAUCAACCACCUUAAACCACCUGAGAAUCCAUCAGCGAGUAAGUACAUUGUAAUAACAUUGUAAUACAUUGUCAGUACAUUGUAAUACAAUGUAAUACAAUGUAAUACAAUGUACUACAAUGCAAUACAGUGUACUACAAUGUAAUACAGAUAUAAUAAAGAUAUUUUCAAGAUAAAUAUCCACACAGAACGAUUGACAGGUUGCAAAUGGAUCUGAAAUGGUCAAUUCAGGUUUGAAUCACACUUUCAUGUUAUCUAAAGUUAGAGUAGAUCGUUUGCAGCUAU
Messenger RNA from Patiria miniata (bat star), 4904 nucleotides. Its product is annotated as protein dispatched homolog 3-like. Gene Ontology annotation, cellular component: membrane. Gene Ontology annotation, molecular function: protein binding. The transcript is spliced from 20 exons. The record is from RefSeq and is a predicted model, not a curated record. Bases 290 to 4600 code for a protein of 1436 amino acids. Lineage: Eukaryota; Metazoa; Echinodermata; Asteroidea; Valvatida; Asterinidae.